AUGAUUGACUGUUGUGCAAAGCGUGUUGUGAUGUCUCCGUGUGAAUCCACAGUCAGUUCCUCGCCGUAUAUUUCAUUGCUACAGGCUAGGAGAGCCUUGAGAGUAGGGGCAUUUGGCUAUGUCAUGUUGGGAGGUUUGACGGAGGAGGAGCAUGAUGAGCAUCUGAGAAUUGUGCUGCAAGUGCUGAAAGAGAAGAAGCUGUAUGCGAAGCCUUCCAAGUGCGAGUUUAGGCUUAGGUCCGUGAAGUUCCUUGGGUAUGUAAUUUCUGCUGAGGGAGUUGCAGUGGAUCCCAACAAGAUAGAGGCAGUGAUGGAUUGGGCGAGGUCCAAAACUGUUUCUGAAGUUAGGAGUUUCUUGGGUUUGGUCGGGUACUACAUGAGGUUCAUUGAGGGAUUCUCCAAGAUGGUCUUACUGUUGACUCGCCUUACUCGUAAGGAGACUCCGUUUUUGUGGACGCACGAGUGUGAGGAUUGCUUUCAGGAGUUGAAGGGAGAUUGA
This is a messenger RNA of Gastrolobium bilobum, 498 nucleotides long. RefSeq lists its product as uncharacterized. The record is from RefSeq and is a predicted model, not a curated record. Lineage: Eukaryota; Viridiplantae; Streptophyta; Magnoliopsida; Fabales; Fabaceae. Bases 1 to 498 code for a protein of 165 amino acids. The transcript is spliced from 2 exons.